AUGCUCGUGUCUCUGUUAUUAUAUCCUAGGCCUAAGCAAUUACCGCACAUGCCUGAGCAGUUUAUACCACUCUUUCUGCAUUCGCAGUUACGGACGCAUUCGUCUUUGCAAGCGCACACUAUGAGAGAAAGUAACUCCUGCGGAGCUAAAGGACGUGCUGUUGUAAUUGGUGUCAGGUGUUCGCCAAUCUUUUUCCACCCCACUCAAGCGGAUUCUUGUUCUCAUUCAGCCACUGCUGCACUUAGUGGCAGGGUGCUUUCUCUGCAGCUAUGGAGUCCUACCUUCCCCUUUACUUCUUCACCAGAAGCAUGGCUACCACCUCCGCCGGAUCCACCGUUUCAAAGCAUCUCUUCUACUCCACCUUCUCCGCCGUUAUGGUCUUCACCCGUAUCCCAUGGGUCGCCGUGGACUGAUGGAGAGAUUCCGGAUAAAUAUGCUCGGAAUCCCAGGCAUACUAGAUGGGGGUCCUUUAGGACAGACAUUGACAGUAAGCUUGGAGCGGUCCCAUACAGGCUUUGCAGGGGCUCUGACAUAGAAGCAGCUGUCGAGUCUCUGAGCAGGGACUUGACGGCUGCAUAUGAGGAAAACUACCCGUUACGCAAAGUCCAAGGUCCUGAUGGAACAGGGGAUCAGUCUCAAAUUCCUAUAACUGCAAAGUGCAAAGUGUCCUUAAAGAAUAAGACCAUCAUGAUUCAGAUGGUGCUGCUCCCAAUCAUGACUUACGCAGCAGUAGCUUGGGGCUACGUUUCCAAAACGUUGAACAAGAGGCUCCAGGCUCAACAAAACAUAGCACUCCGUGAGACGGUGGACGCACCGUGCAUCGAAGACACGACAAUCACAGCCAUGGACCCGGAAGCCUUCUUGGACAUCGCCAAUCAGGUGGUGAAGCUGAAGAUGUUCCCCUAUUUCGACAUCGCGCAUUGCACACUGUGCGCUUUGGCUGUUAGAGAGGACCUCGGAAGCGGUAGGUGCUGGUUCAUGUGCCACGCGAGAAAGUUGAUUUUGAUUUCGUUUCGCUUUUUCUACCGCAUGUGCGGCUAG
Molecule: messenger RNA, 1041 nt
Organism: Acanthoscelides obtectus
Lineage: Eukaryota; Metazoa; Arthropoda; Insecta; Coleoptera; Chrysomelidae
Source: the annotation of a GenBank genome assembly